Messenger RNA from Stylonychia lemnae, 588 nucleotides. The record is from the annotation of a GenBank genome assembly. NCBI's taxonomy places the organism in Eukaryota, Ciliophora, Spirotrichea, Sporadotrichida, Oxytrichidae.
AUGAGUGCUCCAGUUGACUCGAUCAUGAAACAGACUAUCAAGGUAUACUUUUACCUAAUUAACUCUAAAUUUUUGCAGGAUUUAAAAAGAAAUAAUUGCGACAUUUUAGUAAGAACUUGUGAGAAAACCUAUAAUGAAGAAUAAAUUGUUUCAAAUGGAAUCAAUAUCAUUGAAUUGGCUUUUCCGGAUGGCAAUAGUCCUCCAAGGAAGGUCAUUUAACAGUGGCUAAAGAUAGUUAGUGCCCAUAGACUAAGCAAAAUUUAAUCCUAAUCACUUUUGACUACUGAAGAUGAUUCUGAUUAAAUGCAAUCUGACGGAAAUGUAAUAAAAUCUGAGUAGUCUUCUUCUAGCCUAAAGACAAAAAAAAUUAAAUAAAAGCCCUCUAAGAGAAUAGGCAUUCAUUGCUUAGCAGGAUUAGGAAGGGCUCCAGUUUUGGUUGCAAUCGCUUUGAUUGAAUUUGGAAUGAAUCCUGAGCAAGCGAUAAAUUUGAUAAGAAGUUAGAGAGUAGGAGCAAUUAAUCACUCAUAGGCUCAGUUUAUUCUGAAAUACAAAAAGAGAAAAUCGUUUUCCAAAUGCUCAAUAUUUUGA